Molecule: messenger RNA, 2273 nt
Organism: Tripterygium wilfordii
Lineage: Eukaryota; Viridiplantae; Streptophyta; Magnoliopsida; Celastrales; Celastraceae
Product: growth-regulating factor 1-like
Exons: 5
Coding region: 222-1982 (586 amino acids)
Biological process (GO): regulation of DNA-templated transcription; developmental process; DNA-templated transcription
Cellular component (GO): nucleus
Molecular function (GO): ATP binding
Source: RefSeq, a predicted model, not a curated record
ACUCUCUCUCUCUCUCUCCCCAAUUAUUUUAUCAUUUCAACAAAAGGAUCAGCUCCAUAGACAAAAUCAAGUCUCAUUUUCAGUUUCUGCUCAAAGAGCAUACCAGUCUCUUGAAAUGAACUUCUCUGGAUUCUUCAAGUCUGAGUUUUAAUGAUAUAGACACACUGGUUCAACAUUUCUUCAGUAGUCUAGAGAUUUUUGUAAGGCUUGUGGGUUCAUUUAUGGAUUUCGGGGGGGUGGGUUUAGAUGGGUUGGUGGGUUCAGACACUACCAGUACUGGUUUUGCUUCUCUUGCUUCAGAUCCUGAGACAAAGCACAGAUGGUACGGAUCUGGGCUAAACAAGCAAGAAAGAUCUGGUGCUGAAGAUGAUUGGAGGAGCUCAAAACUGGCCAAAACUGAUCACGAUUUCUCAUCUUCAAAGCCACAACAGCAGCAGAUGCUGAGUUUCUCUUCCCCUAAAACUGAAGCUUUCUCUGCUUGGAGGACGUCACAAAAUGCAACUACAUUGCCUUACUCUCAACUCACAUCUUCUUCCGCUUAUAAUAGAAAUACAGGUUACAGCACUUUGGGAUUCAAUGGUGCAAAUAUGCAUGGGGUUCUAUCUGGGGCUAGGGGACCAUUUACCCCAUCUCAAUGGAUGGAACUGGAACACCAGGCCCUGAUCUACAAAUACAUUACUGCAAAUGUGCCUGUACCAUCUAAUCUGCUUGUACCCAUAAGAAAAGCCCUUGAAUCUGCUGGGUUCUCAAGCUUUUCAGGUGGACUUCUCAGACCCAAUGCAUUGGGAUGGGGAACUUUCCAUCUGGGAUUCUCGAACAACACUGAUCCUGAGCCAGGGCGGUGUCGGAGGACAGAUGGGAAGAAAUGGCGGUGCUCUAGAGAUGCAGUUGCCGACCAGAAAUAUUGUGAGCGGCACAUGAACAGGGGCCGCCAUCGUUCAAGAAAGCCUGUGGAAGGCCAGACUGGCCAUUCCGUUGCUGCAACCACUAACAUUACGAAGCUCACACCCACCACUGCCUCCUCUUCGGUUGUGGUGGGGUCUAAUGGCAGUGGCACAACUAACGGCCUAGCAGUUGCGAACCAGCUGCAGCUCAAGAACUUGCAGUCUGGUGCACCUAGUCUCUCUGCAGCCACUCCUUUUAACAGGACGUAUCUGAACAAAGAAAAGGUGGGUGACAGAUUGCAAGAUACCUCAGGCCUCUCCAUGCUAUCUGCUCCUAUUGAUCUGAAGUCUAAAGAUAAUCCAUUUUUGAUUUCGAGACAACAAAACCCAUAUGGAGGAUUGCAAACUGAAUUUGGACUAGUUACCUCCAACUCCCUCCUGAACCCUUCAAAUAAAGGAUCUUCCUUAAUGAGCUGCACAAGUUUUGGUUCUUCUCAAGCAUUGGCUGACCAAGACACCGUCUCGCAACAUUCCCUUCACCAAUUCAUGGAUGACUGGCCUAAAAACCAGUCUGAUCGUUCUUCCAUUACUUGGCCUGCACUUGACGUGCAAUCAGAUAGAACCCAACUCUCAAUUUCAAUCCCCAUGGCAGAUUUCAUGUCUUCGACUUCCUCUCCUAAUAACGAGAAAGUUACUCUCUCCCCACUCAGAUUAUCACGGGAGUUCGACCCAAUACAGAUGGGAUUAGGAGUUGGUAGUGUACUUCAUGAACAGAACAGUAGGCAAGCAAAUUGGAUUCCCAUAUCAUGGGAAUCUUCCGUGGGAGGGCCACUUGGAGAGGUUUUGCACAAUACGAGUAACAGUGCUGCUGACAGCAAGAAUUCAUCACCACUCAACCUCAUGACCGAGGGCUGGGACAGUAGUCCUCGGAUGGGAUCAUCUCCUACUGGGGUGUUGCAAAGGACAACAUUCAAUUCACUUUCUAAUAGCAGUGCCGGGAGCAGUCCAAGACCCGAUAACAACAAGAAGACCGAACGGGCUAGCAUGUCUAAUGACCUUACUGGCUCGACCGUCGUCCACUCAUUGCCAGCCUUGUAACACUUCUGACCUACCAAGAAGUAAUUGCAGAAGAAAAGGCCCGUCUUUUCCUUUUUAAUCUGUUUUCUAAACAUGAAACAAUUAGCUUUGGAGUUUGUUUUCCAGUUUGUUAUUUCUUAUCUUGAUUUUGUAAUAUGUAUCUCCUGUCCAUGACUUGCUUACUAUGGAGUUCAGUCCUUGACUAGGCAAAGUUUAUUGUAGCUUAUAAUUAUGGAAGUGUAGGUAUGCACUGUAAGUUAUGAUUUUCAUCAGUAUAUGGAAAUGUUUGGCGAGAUUUUUCUGUUGAUUCAA